AUGGCCGAUACACCAUUAUCCAAAGAAGCACAACUCAGAGAGCAUGUUUGGGGCAUCAUCAAUGUGCUCCAAGCCCUCUUCUGGGGCCUUGUGGCUUCUCCAAAACGCAACAAACGUAUUCUUAAGAUUUCCUUGUCUUUGACUAUGGCCGUGGCUUUUACGUUACCUCCCAUAUUCUCAGAUUUCCACGGGGCAAAUCCAUUUUUACUCGGGACAGUUGCCAUUUACAUGUUUCCCGUCAAGACUAUUGGAGGGCAGCUUGUAGCUACAGCCAUCGGACUGAUAGGCGUCCUAAUAGCCCUUGGGUACUCAAACUUAGUUCUCUUUCUUGCCGCACUAAUCCAGGACGACGAUGAUGAGAACAUCGUUUUCGGCCGCCGAGUGUUUUUAUGGCUAUCUUUCGUUUUAAUUUCAUCAUUUUGCGGAUACAUCCGCUCCAAGUUCCCUCGUCUCUAUCUUGGUACAGUUCUAGGCAUGGUUGUCAACAUGUUUGCUAUUAUUAGAGGCGUCAACACCUUUGGACAAACUUUCCGGAAUUUCUUCUACGUCAUGGUAUUCGGAGCCUGUGUGUCUAUGGUCGUCGGUUUCGUUUUUUGGCCUGAAGAUCAUUCCUCUAUCCUUCGAGAUGAUAUGAUCGAUGGGGUAAAGGCAGCACAGAGUAUGAUGGAAUCGGUCCGGUGGGCUUUGAGGCAAGACUCGGGCCAAGAGAUCGAUAUCACUUCACUCAAGAACGCACAUUCAAAGAUCCAUGCUUCUCUACGAGAGGCUGGUUAUGAAAUCUCUGUUUCGAGGAUUCCAUCGUCGGAAUUCGUUCCUUUUGAUGUGGCCCUGGCCAAGCUGGUAUCUGCAGCACGGAUAUUCAACUCUGCCAUGCGAAGGAGAAACCGACUUUAUCCAAACCUCAGACGUCGCUUUGAAGAUCUCUUUCCACCUGCAACCAUACAUUCAACACGCACUUCUUCCGUGACAGUGGUCACAAGAGGAGAAAACAUGUCUGCUGCAAAAGAAACAGUUGACGAUACUUUUGUUAGCACAUCAGAAAUCUUCGACUCGAUGGCUCAAAGGAUUGAAGAGAUGUUUCGCGGACGUGAAGUCACCUCCGUGAUUGAUCAUGAAAAGUACUGGGCUAAGGUUAAUGAGAUCCCGGAGAAAUGGGACGCCGAAUCUAGCCAACGCUCGGUAUCAAGCACAAGAGAGCUCGAAGAAGCAGCAUAUCGAGAUCAAGUUAAUACCAUUCUGUUGGAAAUGUUUGACAUAGUAACGGAUAUCGCUGUGAUUGUUGAAGAAGAUUCUGCCACCGAGGAAGGGGGAGAGGCUAGUCAGGAUACCAUAGACCCGGAUGAGGACGAGGACUUGAUGCUUCGUGAAGCAACAACUCGAUUGGAUCGCUUUGGCAUCUUUCUUUCUGAUCUUUUGUGCUCGUUAAGGAACUCUCGCCAUAUAAAAUACGGAAUCAAGUUCGCUGUCGUCAUGGGUCUUCUAUCUCUCCCCGCUUUCAUUCAAAGAUGGUACAUUUGGUACGAGGACUUGAGGGUUCAAUGGGCCCUUAUUUCUGCCAUGGUGGCCAUGGAAACCACACGAGGAAUGACCUUCAGGACAGCUGGCAUGAAACUCCUUGGUGCUUUGAUGGGUGGGUUUUCGGCUUGGGCCGUCAUGUCGAUUGGACUUGGACAUUAUUACAGCUCGAUCUGUCUCACCCCAAUCAUUGGUUUGAUAGUUGGAUGUCUCGUUACAAACCCUAAAUACAUGAAAGCAGGAACAGUAUUUGCACUGGCGUACAACAUUAUACUCGGUGUCGCAACUGUCUUUCCGUCUCACGGAAAUGUCUCUGCUGCAUUUGCAAGGAGAAUUUUGACACUUCCUGUAGGUGUCGUCGUUGCCAUGGCCGUGCAUCUUAUGCUGUUCCCCUUCAAGUCUAGAAGUCACCUGGUGAAGGGCAUUUCACAUUCUCUUGACUGGCUACACCAUCUCUUAUUUGCCAUCGAGGCUAGCUCGCAAUAUCCAAGUCUCCAAGAAAAGUUCGACGAUAUGGCGAAGAAAGCUUCCAGCAGAGUCAAUUUUGCCAAGUUGCUAUUGCCAGCUACUGUAUACGAAGUCUCGCUUUCUGGACACUGGCCAUAUGAAAGAUUUGAGAGGAUUCUGGAAAAGGUGGAAGAUGUAAUGAUCCUGGUUAUCGGCGAGAAUGAUGGGAUACCAGUCAUGGCUAGGUCUGGGACCUGUGAAGGCUUGAGGCUGAAGCUGUUGGCGUCGCUCUGCAACGAUCUACUCGUGAUAUCCCACACGCUUAGUGCUAGACUAUUCAUGCCUCGAAACCAAUCUCUAUCAUCCUCUGUACUCAGCGAAUAUCAGACGUUCCUCUCGGCCAAGAUUGUAGCGGAAGAAGUUGUUAUCAAGAGGAAUUUCUCCGAUUUAGGAAGACUUUCAGAUCUGGUCAACGAAAUGAACUUGCUUCGUGAAGAUGUAGACGAGCUCAUCACCGAAACUCAAUGUCCCAAGAGGGGAUUAUUGCCGCAGUUAUCGUUCAUCAUCAAAAAGUCCAGGCCUGCCACGGCGGUCGCCAGUAUGGUAGAUGUGGAAGGUCAAGCCUUUGAGGAGCCACCGGUACUAGCGGUCCCAUACAACGAUGUCAGACCACCAAGCAGAGCUUAUUCACUCCCGCCCAACAUGCCUUAA
Messenger RNA from Morchella importuna, 2673 nucleotides. RefSeq lists its product as uncharacterized. The record is from RefSeq and is a predicted model, not a curated record. Bases 1 to 2673 code for a protein of 890 amino acids. The transcript has 4 exons. NCBI's taxonomy places the organism in Eukaryota, Fungi, Ascomycota, Pezizomycetes, Pezizales, Morchellaceae.